AUGGCCGAAGGUGUUGUUUCAAUUGUGCUCGAAGGGCUCAGCAACCCUAUCAUUCAGGAAUUGAAAUCCUUGAAAUCCGUGGGUGGAAAGGUUCAGAGUGCACAAACCCAGCUACAAUUCAUGCAAGGCUACUUGAAAGAUGCAGACGCAAGCCAGGGACUCAAUGAAGCAAUACGCAUUUGGGUGGCAAGUGUCAGAGAUGCUGCUUAUGAUCUUGAGGAUGUCAUUGAAACUUAUGUCUUAAAAGUGGCUUUCAAGAGGAAACCAAAUGUUUUGACAUGGUUUACUAGCAUCUUCAUAAAAGGAGUUAAUCUUCAUCGGAUUGGCUCAGACAUUGAGAAAAUUACAACCGAAAUUUCACAGCUGAGUUCGAUUAUGCCAAGUUUUAACCUACACCACACAAGAGAGAGUGGAGGUGACACUUUUUAUCAAAGGCAACAGGAGCGGAGGAUAGCUUAUCCUCAUAUUGUCGACCCUCAUGUGGUUGGUUUAGCCCAGGGAACAGAGAUAUUGGCUAUGCAUUUGAUCAAAGAAAAAGGCCCCCGAGUUGUUUCUAUUUGGGGGAUGGGCGGAUUGGGUAAAACCACUCUUGCAAAACAAGUUUAUCAUCAUGGUGAAGUUAAGCGUCAUUUCAAUUGUUUUGCCUGGGUGUGUAUCUCUCAACAAUGCCAAGCACGGGAAGUUUUGGAAGAAAUUCUGACUAAACUCAUUUCUCCUACCAAUGAGCAAAGACAAGAAAUUGCAAAAUUGAAGAUUGAUCAAAUAGCAGAGAGGCUUUGGAAUACGCAAAGAGAAAGGAAAUGUUUAGUGGUGUUGGAUGACAUUUGGAGUAGUGAUGCGUGGAGCUCUUUGCAAGCUGGAUUUCCAACGAAUAAGGAAACUGAGAGCCGAAUUUUACUCGCUACUCGCAACAAAGAAGUUGCUUCAUAUGCGGACAAAAAUGGUUUCCUCUUCGAACCACAGUCAUUGAAUGAUGAUGACAGCUGGAAACUGUUUGAGAAGAUAGCAAUGUAUGGAAUGGAAAAUACAAACCCUAGAAUUUAUGAACAAAAGAAAGAGCUAGGAAUGAAGAUGCUUCAACAUUGUAAAGGUUUGCCACUAGCCAUCACGGUGCUUGCAGGACUUCUAAAUAGAAAAGACACAAUUGAUGAAUGGACUACGGUGCAUAAGAAUAUUGAUGCAUAUAUAAGGAGAGGCAGAGAUCUUGGGCCCAAUUCUAGAGGUGAAGGAUAUGAAGGGGCGAAAGAGGGGAACUUUGUCCAUAUCAUCAAUUAUUCUGUAGCUUCUGAGACCAAGGAACCUCCAAACGGUAGAGUUCGAAGACUUGCCUAUUUGGACCAUACGGUUGAUGCAUAUGGUUCGGGAAAAGGUGAAAAUUAUGGACACGUUAGGUCUUUGUUAUACUUUGACACAAUACACUCCAGUAUCUCAAAGGUAUUAUGGUCACUAUUGAAGAACUUGACAUUGCUUAGAGUUUUGAAGUUUGAAGGUUUGACUGAAAGAAAGUGGAAGUUACCGGAUGAAAUUGGGAAUCUAGUGCACUUAAGGUUUCUAAGUGUAAAGGGUAGUGCUAUUGAAGCGGUGCCAUCAUCUAUAGCAAAGUUGGUAUGUUUGCAAACUCUAGAUUUACGUAGCAUAUAUGUGUGGAUUAAAAUUCCAAAUGGAAACGUGUUUUCCAAGAUGGAAAAAUUGAGACAUAUAUAUUUACCUGAAUAUCCGAGUGCAAGAGAGAAAAGCCGGUUAUUUGCUACUGAGGCAAUGAAUUUGCACACGGUAGUCAAUAUUUGUAUUCAUGUAUCAUCUGAUCUAGAUGAUUUUGUUAAACUAACCAAUCUUAGAAAAUUGGGAGUUAUCAUAUUUGACAGAGGGGAAAAAAAGGAGAAAGGGACAAACAUCAUAUUUGAGCAUCUCCAGUCUCUAUCGGUAUACUUUGCUUCCGAGGGUGUUGUAUCACAGAACAUCAUAUUACGCUGUCCUAAUAUAUACAAGUUGCGACUACGCGGAGAAAUCAAACAGUCACCAGAAGACCUCUUGUACCUUAAGAACCUCACCAAGCUUACACUUAGUAGAUUUUGGAAUCUCAAGGACGACCACAUAAAAGUAUUAGAGAAGCUUCCAAGAUUGAGAACACUUUUUGCUAGUUACGGGAAUUUUCCAGCACAUCUUGUUUGCUCAGAGGGAGGCUUUCCAUUUCUCGAAUUUCUUUCUCUUGGUUGGUUGUGGAUGUUAAAAGAAUGGAGGGUGGAGAAAGGAGCCAUGCCUCGUCUUUGCAGAUUGCAAAUUGAGGAGUGCUAUCAUUUGGAGGCAGUUCCUGAUGGGCUCCAAUAUAUUACUACCCUCAAGGAACUAACCAUCAAAAGGAUGCUUCUUGAAUUCUGUAGCCGGCUUGGGGAAGGAGGAGAGGAUUUUUACAAAAUCCAACAUGUGCAGUCUGUUAUUAUAACAAAUAUUCGGGCAUAA
This is a messenger RNA of Prunus armeniaca (apricot), 2460 nucleotides long. NCBI's taxonomy places the organism in Eukaryota, Viridiplantae, Streptophyta, Magnoliopsida, Rosales, Rosaceae. The record is from the annotation of a GenBank genome assembly.